Trifolium pratense (red clover) is the source of this 327-nucleotide messenger RNA. RefSeq names its product CEN-like protein 4. Gene Ontology annotation, biological process: vegetative to reproductive phase transition of meristem; negative regulation of flower development. Gene Ontology annotation, cellular component: nucleus; cytoplasm. The record is from RefSeq and is a predicted model, not a curated record. The coding region runs from base 1 to 327 and encodes 108 amino acids. NCBI's taxonomy places the organism in Eukaryota, Viridiplantae, Streptophyta, Magnoliopsida, Fabales, Fabaceae. The transcript has 3 exons.
AUGUAUUGGAUGGUGACCGACAUUCCAGGGACCACAGAUUCCACAUUUGGUAGGUUACAUAGAUUUGUUGAUAUACUAAAAAAAGAAAUAUUGUACUUCACAGGCAAAGAGCUGACAAGUUAUGAAAAACCAAAUCCUAAUAUAGGAAUCCACAGGUAUGUAUUUGUCCUUUUCAAGCAAGAAAAGGGGAAGAAGCACUCAAUUACUCCUCCUUUUUCAAGAGAUCACUUCAACACACGAACUUUCUCUGCUCAAAAUUACCUUGGUGUCCCUGUUGCUGCUGCUUUUUUCAAUGCUAGAAGGGCAACUGCUCAAAGGAGACGCUAG